ACCAGAUACAGACCAGAUACAACAACCUCAGAGAGCUGUAUGAGUCGAGUAAUAUGUUGGUUAUAUUAGAGCUUGUUAAACAAGGAUGGCACGUCUUUGGCUCCAGUGUUUACUACAUCUCUGCUGAGGACAAGAGCUGGAGUGACAGCAGAAAGUACUGCAGAGAGAAAAAAGCAGACCUGGUGAUCAUAAACAACAGAGAGGAACAGAAAUUCAUUGUUAAACAAAUGGGCAAUAAUCGCCAGGCUUGGAUUGGUCUGAAUGAUGGAGACACAGAGGGAAAGUGGAAAUGGGUGGAUGGGACAGAACUGACUGAUUAUGACACUGGGUACUGGUAUGAGGGGGAGCCGAAUAAUGCAGGUAAUAAUGAGGACUGUGCUGAGACCAGGAAUAUUGCAAGUGUAAAAGCCUGGAAUGACAGAUCAUGUAAUGAUGCAUCCAGGUGGAUCUGUGAGAUAAACCUGUUAUAAAAGUGAAAUAUUAUUAUUAUUAUUAUUAAAUGCCUGCAAUCAUAUCAAAUGUGUGCAAUGAGCAGUUGCGCCACUUGUAACUAUAAUUUGUGAAGAACUAUUUAUCUUGUCACCCUCUCAGUAUCUAACUCAAUACAUGACCAGUCCUCUGAU
This is a messenger RNA of Silurus meridionalis, 623 nucleotides long. RefSeq names its product C-type lectin domain family 4 member K-like. The transcript is spliced from 4 exons. The record is from RefSeq and is a predicted model, not a curated record. The coding region runs from base 54 to 470 and encodes 138 amino acids. Lineage: Eukaryota; Metazoa; Chordata; Actinopteri; Siluriformes; Siluridae.